Messenger RNA from Nymphalis io (European peacock), 3143 nucleotides. RefSeq names its product longitudinals lacking protein, isoforms A/B/D/L. Gene Ontology annotation, cellular component: nucleus. Gene Ontology annotation, biological process: regulation of transcription by RNA polymerase II. Lineage: Eukaryota; Metazoa; Arthropoda; Insecta; Lepidoptera; Nymphalidae. The transcript is spliced from 6 exons. Bases 271 to 1350 code for a protein of 359 amino acids. The record is from RefSeq and is a predicted model, not a curated record. Gene Ontology annotation, molecular function: protein binding.
AGAGCUUAUUUUGGGUCAUUCGUUGCUCGCUUCCAACUUGUACUUCGUUUGGAUUUUAGUAGGUAGAGGUGCCUUUCGCUUCGCUAAACUUGCAACAUAGCAUAGUUUAGUAUUUUCAUUCAAAGAAAGCUGGCGGGUGUGCAAAGCAAAUGUGUUAAUUUUAAAACAACUGUGUCAAAGUAACUUUUAAAAGGAGCGUUGGCUUAUAACAAUACUAUUGUGAAUGAAAUAGUUGAGGACGAAGGGCGCGGCGCGUGGCAAGAAGGCACCAUGGAUGAUGACCAGCAGUUCUGCCUGCGGUGGAACAACCACCAAUCGACGCUGGUGUCUGUGUUUGAUACAUUGUUAGAGAAAGGAAUUCACGUGGAUUGCACCUUGGCUGCUGAAGGACAAACACUCAAAGCACAUAAAGUAGUUUUGUCUGCGUGCAGUCCUUAUUUCGAGAACGUAUUAUCUCAACAGUAUGACAAACAUCCAAUAAUAAUUCUAAAAGAUGUUAAAUAUGCCGAGUUAAGAGCUAUGAUGGACUACAUGUACCGUGGUGAAGUAAACAUAUCACAAGACCAGCUGGCGGCUCUGUUGAAAGCAGCAGAGUCGCUGCAAAUCAAAGGUCUUUCAGACAACAAGCCAUCAAGACCACCGUCGCGCCCCCCUCAAGCAACUGCACACCCGCCCCGUGCACCGUCUCCCCCACCACAAGCGCGAGACGGCAGCGUGGACAGCCGCUCGGGCUCGCUCAGCCCGAGCCGGCGCCGGAAGAAAGCGCGCCGCGCGUCCGCCUCGCCCGCGCCGCCCGCGCCCGCGCCGCCCGACGCGCGCGACGAGCCCGCGCCGCUCAAGGAGGAGCUGUCGCGCGACGGCGUGGAGGACCUCACGCUGGACGAGGAGGCGGACGAGCAGCCCGCCGUCGCACACAACGACGUCGUACGCAAUUUUCAAUGGCAUAUGGAAAGAUCUCAAGAUGAAAUUAUGAAUUCAAAUGACAGUGUUCGAGAGAGUCAAGGCGAGGAGUCGUUCGCGCGGCUGGGCGGGCUGUCGUGGGAGCAGUGGUCGGCGCGCCUGGCGCUGCCGCUGGUGGCCGGCAUGCGCGUGGGCGCGCCCGCGCUGCCGGCGCCGGGCGAGCCCAGCUUCACGUGCCCCGACUGCGGCCGCGUCUACAAGCUCAAGUCGUCGCUGCGCAACCACCAGAAGUGGGAGUGCGGCAAGGAGCCGCAGUUCCAGUGCCCCUACUGCGUGUACCGCGCCAAGCAGAAGAUGCACAUCGCGCGCCACAUGGAGCGGAUGCACCGCGAGGUGCACGUCAAGCACGAGCAGUACAUCAAGCAGGACAACGUGGACGCCUGCACGUAGUCCGUCCGGACGAGGCCGAUUGCGAUAUUUUACAUUUCUCAUACGAUUAGUUCAGGCUCCUCAAGUUUUUAGCCGAUUGUGAUAAAUGUGAUGAAAUCUCUUUUGUGAUAGUGACGUGGGACGGUCACGUUAGUUGUAAUCGCCUUCCUCGAUAGGCCACAUUGUGCCUUAGCUCGUUACCUACUCCGGUCUAGGAGUGUGGAGUGUUAUAGAUACCGUAUGAAUUUAAUCUCAUGACGAAUUUCUCUAAGUAUUCACACUGGUUGCAGUUAUUUGCGACGGUGUACGCAACUGUUGCAUUUAUCCAGUACGUUAAGAAAAGUGAUUUGUAUAGUUACGCUUCUAUAUAUUUUUAUAUACAGCAUUUAUCUUGUAAAUUAUCAUUCCUGAUUUUGAAGAAGAUAGGCGUGUAGCUUCGCUAGAUCGUUCCUUAGGAAAAUAUAGCUCCUUGUUACCAGUUACAGUUACUAUUGACUAAAUUUAACGUUUAUAUGUUAAAAAGAAUUCAUUCAUUGGCGAGUUUGGAUUUGGGUUCAUUUGUUUUGCCGAGAUUAACGUACAACAUAAGUGGGUACCUAAAUGUAGUGAGAAUGGAAAAGUUGUAAUGAAUACUUGCAUUCUCAUGUUUUAUUUUAUUACUUAGUUAUUAGUUAAAAUGAAGCUAUUUUGUCGCUUAGUAAUGCAAGUUUUAGAUCUUUGCCAUAAUGCAUGUUCCAUUAUUUUUGUAAUACUCAAUAUAAGUUAAUUUUUUAUAUUUUUUUUUUGAUUAUUUUAGAUCUCUUUACGUGUAAUGCAUUUAUUUUAUAUUAAUCUAGAACGUAAAGUCUGUCCUGACGACAGCAGAGAUCAGAUAUUGUUUAAGUGGUAUUAAUUUUAAGUUCCUGGAGAUGAAUGUGAGGUGUAAUGACUCGUUGUUCGAUGUUAUAUUUGGGGCCAAUUGUUUUUUUACUUUAGAUUAGGUCAGACCAGUGGAAAUGAGUGCCUUAUUAAAUUGAUUGUUAAAUUGUAGACACUGCCAUUGAGGGAUUAUCGCAUGAGUGACCCGCACAAAGGAAUCAUGUCAUAUUUGGAUGAUAUCGAAAUCUUCCAUUUAGAUUAUAAGUACUUUCUAUACAUUACCAUUUAGAAAUUAUAAGUUUACGAUGAUACCACGGUAAGCAGAAUUGUUCGCGUUGUAAACAUUACCUCGGUUCGUUUAAAAGCAAGAGAGAGAGAAUCGUUUAAGAUUGUCGGAUAAUUUUGUUUUCGUGAUACGUACGUGAUUAGAAUAAUCAGCAGGAGUUACCAUCAUACAAUCAAAAUGUAGAGCUCGUUAAGUACAACCAUACAAGUCAUUUCAAUAUAACAUUAAGUGCCUUCAAAAUGUUAGUCAUUAGGGUUUAAAAUAUUUCAAAAUGGAGAAAAGUUUCGGUCAAAUUAAUCGUAUUGUAACUUGUUAUUGCAAAUAUCUAGGUUGUGAAUUUUGACAAUAUUAAUACUAGGGUUCAAUCGUUUAUUAGAACCGUCAUCGAACACACCCAGUACAACACAGCUGUGAUAAGAAUAUUCUCAAACGUUUUGAAUAUUUGUCGUAUUCGGAACGAGCAAAUUUAAAGAUAUAUUAUUGAAAUCGUAACAAACAAGCCUAGAUCUAGUGAGCCGGUAAAAUCUAGCCGAUAUAUAGUAAGAUGUAUCGCUACGCAGUGUUGACGGCCUGUAGCGUGUAAUCUGACAAUAGAAGUUACAGUGAUUAAAUGCAUUUGAUUGUAUUUUAUAACCUUUUUGUAUUUUAAAUAAAGUUGCUAUUCUUGAUA